AUCGUCUCUCCUCGUGUGAGUCCACAAAACUUGGGAGUCAUAGAAUGAGAGCGAACCACGGAGAUGACGUGUUGCCCAUUUCCCAUAAUCUGAUAACCAAAGUGCGUUCAUGUUGGCCGCAAUCUCUCUUUCGAUAUAUGCAUUUAUUUAUGGAGUGAGUGAUUAAUUGCUGAGUCAGGAAAGUGGUGAGAUUGGGUUUUGGUGAUUCCAACAAAUCCACGUUUGAGCCACACUUUGUCUAGUUGGCUGUUACCUUUGUCCCAUUCCUAUCCCAAACUUUCUUGUGGCUCUCUCCUUCUCUCAGAUUCAAUUACCCAUUUUUGUUUUUAACUCCUUAGAUUCUCCGCCACCUGAACAUUACCCAUUUCAUGCCUCACACCCGUACUCCAAUUUUUCUCUAGACACCAUCCUGCCUUUUCUGAUUCCUUUCAGAUUCUUUUAACUAACGAACUAACUUUUUGUGAAUCAAAGGUGUUGGCUUUCCUUCCCUUUUCACCCUGCGUUUCAUCGGACUGUCUGGGCACUUCUAGAGUUCGAUGGGAGAUGUGGCUAAGGACCUUACAGCUGGAACUAUUGGAGGGGCAGCACAGUUGAUAUGUGGACACCCCUUUGACACUAUCAAGGUCAAGCUCCAAAGCCAGCCUGUACCACUCCCCGGUCAGCUUCCCAAGUAUUCAGGUGCAUUUGAUGCUGUCAAGCAGACAAUAGCAUCAGAAGGGCCAAGGGGUUUAUACAAAGGUAUGGGUGUUCCUCUUGCUACAGUAGCAGCUUUCAAUGCUGUCCUGUUUUCAGUGAGGGGACAGAUGGAAACAUUAGUGAGGUCCAAUCCUGGUGUUCCCCUCACAGUGAAUCAGCAAGUUGUUUGUGGAGCUGGAGCUGGAGUUGCUGUUUCCAUUCUUGCAUGCCCAACUGAAUUGAUCAAAUGCAGGUUGCAAGCUCAAAGUGCGCUUGCCGGCUCUGAAACAGCUACUGUGGCUGUUAAGUAUGGAGGGCCCAUGGAUGUGGCCAGGCAUGUUCUCAGAUCAGAAGGGGGAAUAAGAGGUCUUUUCAAGGGCCUGGUUCCCACAAUGGCUCGAGAGAUACCAGGAAAUGCUAUAAUGUUUGGUGUAUACGAAGCAUUGAAGCGAAAGUUUGCAGGAGGAACUGAUACUUCUGGCCUAAGUAGAGGUUCUCUGAUUGUUGCUGGAGGCUUGGCUGGAGCUUCUUUCUGGUUCAUUGUUUACCCAACUGAUGUUAUUAAGAGUGUGAUUCAAGUAGAUGAUUACAGAAACCCAAAAUUUUCUGGAUCAUUUGAUGCAUUCAGGAAGAUUCAAGCUUCACAGGGCUUCAAAGGCUUGUAUAAGGGUUUUGGUCCUGCUAUGGCCCGAAGUAUUCCUGCAAAUGCAGCAUGCUUCUUGGCAUAUGAGAUGACAAGAUCAGCUCUGGCAUGAUUAAUUCUUAUAGCAGGUUUAAUAUAAAUCAAAUUCUCAUGUUUCUUUUUUCCUUUUUCUUUUCGUUCACUGAACAUAUUUUAUUACAUCAACUGACAUAAAACCGCACAAGCGCGUCUUCUGUUAUUUGCUUCAAUCAACGACCGAUUCUUUCAUCACUAGUAAAGUAAACACUUUUCAGUUUCAGGUGCCACAUUAUACACUCUGAAUAACAUGUUAACUACAUUACUUUAAAGAGAAAAUUGUCCGAGGAAACAAAUUGUAACAUACUUGGUGCUUGGAAGUGGUUAUAUGCAUUUGUUGUUUUUUCCA
Molecule: messenger RNA, 1742 nt
Organism: Vigna radiata var. radiata (mung bean)
Lineage: Eukaryota; Viridiplantae; Streptophyta; Magnoliopsida; Fabales; Fabaceae
Product: mitochondrial carnitine/acylcarnitine carrier-like protein
Exons: 3
Coding region: 537-1430 (297 amino acids)
Biological process (GO): mitochondrial L-ornithine transmembrane transport
Molecular function (GO): L-ornithine transmembrane transporter activity
Source: RefSeq, a predicted model, not a curated record